Molecule: messenger RNA, 924 nt
Organism: Tauraco erythrolophus (red-crested turaco)
Lineage: Eukaryota; Metazoa; Chordata; Aves; Musophagiformes; Musophagidae
Source: RefSeq, a predicted model, not a curated record
GAAAAGAAGUGGAGCAAGUUCAGUAGCUAUCCAGUCUAACGUCUUACUGAUAUAUUAAGGAAUCUCACAAAUACUGAUUUUGAAUUGAGAAAAUGACUGCAGAUAUAGAAGAAAGUACAGGUUGUUGGAAAAGAAUACCUGUCAAGAAGUGGAACAUCCAAUAGUUAAUUUGGAAGUAGUAUAAAAUAAACAUACCUGUUAUGGUGCCGUUCUGGAGUGGAGUUAACUCUAUAGCACACAGGUAGUCUCCAAGGAGAGAGAGAAAAAAAAAAGGCUUUCUGUUUUUCUAAAUUAUGGAAAUUUUUUGGAAGACGUGGACAUGGAUUUUGAGCCUAGUCAUGGUUUCAUCGGAAUUUCACAGUGACAACAGGCUUUCAUAUAGUUCUCAAGAGGAAUUCCUGUCUUACCUUGAACACUACCAACUAACAAUCCCAAUAAGGGUUGAUCAAAAUGGAGCCUUCCUCAGCUUUACUGUGAAAAAUGCUAAACCCUCAAGAAGGAGGAGGAGCACAGACCCUUAUGACCAAGAACUGGCAGCAUCUAAAUUAUUUUUUAAACUAUCUGCCUAUGGCAAGCACUUUCAUUUAAACCUGACUCUCAACACAGAUUUGGUGUCCAGACAUUUUACAGUAGAAUACUGGGGGAAAGAUGGACCACAAUGGAAGCACGAUUUUUUAGACCACUGUCAUUACACAGGAUAUUUGCAAGACCAACACAGUACAACUAAAGUGGCCUUAAGCAACUGCAAUGGUCUGCAUGGAGUCAUUGCUACAGAAGAUGAAGAGUAUUUUAUUGAGCCUUUAAAGAAUAUAACGGAAGAUUCUAGUAACUUUAAUUAUGAGAAUGGUCAUCCUCAUGUUAUAUACAAAAAGUCUACCAUGCAUCAGCAACACCUCUAUGAUCACAGUCACUGUGGAGUCUCAG